UCUCCUCCUGCAGCCUCUGCAUCACAAACCUGCUGCUCCUUCAUCUCCUCCCGGCUUCAUUCAUUCAGGAUCUCAUCCUUUGAUGUUUUUCCCUCUUUGGACUCUGGAUUAAAAACAGUUUAAUUCUAAUUUAUUUUUCCUCAAACCGUCAAUGAUGCAGCGUCGCUGUCGCUCAGGAAGGAGAAGCUGCUGCGCUUAGAAUAAAGAGCCGCAGAUCUGCAGCUUCAGGGAGGAGAAGGUGAGCCCAGCUGCUGGAAACUGACCGGAGAAACAAAGCAGAGAAAUAGUUUUAAAGUCAGGUCUGCACGUCUUCCUCAUCUUUUGAAUUUUCAUCUCAUCCCUCUUGUUUCUGUUGGAUUGACUGUUAAGAAGAUCCAAAUGGAGGCCAGAGGAAAAUACGAUUUUUCCGCCACUUCGGAUGACGAGCUCAGCUUUAAAAAGGGCGACAUUCUCAAGAUUAUAAACCAUGAGGAUGAUUGGUGUAAGGCUGAGAUGAAUGGACAGGAAGGAUACAUACCUAAGAACUACAUCGAUCUGCAGACUCCAGAUUGGUUUAAACAUCUAUUGCAAUUGUUGUUUUCCGGUCUAAUAAAGGAGAACCUGAUCAGAGAUCCAAACCAGAACCAGUUUUCCAGAUGUCAACUUGCAGUUUUAGAAAAUUGUAAAUCCAUCUGCAGGUUUUAUUUCUAUAACUUAGAGGCGUCUGUCUGUCUGUCCCUCCUCAGACACGAGAACGACGUCCAGCACUUCAAGGUGAUGAGAGACAAUGAGGGCCAGUACUUCCUGUGGUCGGAGAAGUUCACCUCACUCAACAAACUGGUGGACUUCUACAAAACCACCUCCAUCUCCAAAACCAGACAGAUCUUCCUGUACGACGGCAGCUCAGACGGCAGGAAUGGCCCCAUGUCCCAGGGGAAGAGGGUGAGUUUGCCUGAACGCAACUCAGCUGCAGCCGUUGCUUCAUCGCCUCGCAGGGCCUCAGAUCAACCCGUCAGCCAGCUGGUUAAAAAUCCUGCCAUUCAGGAGCGAGCGCACACCAUUGGACACACGGGCAGAAGCAGCCCUGUCCCCUCCGCCUGUCAUCCUCGCCGCAUCUCUGAAACCAUGCCUCCACCUACGCGAUCGUCCACAGUGCAGGUGAGGGCGCUGUACGACUUCACCGCUGAGGAAGACGACGAGCUGGGGUUUAGUGCCGGUGACAUCAUCGAGGUGUUGGAUCGCUCAGACAAUUCUUGGUGGAAAGGCAGGCUGCGGGGGCAGAGUGGGUUGUUUCCUGCAAACUACACAGUACAGAUAUGAGGAAAGGCACCGUGGGCGAGGCUUUAGCUCCACACCAAUCUGCAGACGGGAACAGUCGUCAUCGGGUGUUUCUGAAAGUAACACCCAGCUCUGCACUGCAGUGGACUGUGGGUUUAUAGAUACAUGGCUACCCAGCGUGGCUUGUUCAGGUUUUAUUGAACGUUUAAUUCUUGGGGGUGAUAGACACACCUGCAGGAUGGUUUCUGAAGAGGAAGUGCUGCAGAUGCCACACUUUUUUUUUUUUUUUUCAUUACAACAAAUGUAUUAAAAAUGUGGCAAAAGGUAUUUAUGAGUUGAAAGCUUGUCCGAUUACAGCCUGAUCAACGGCUUUAUGAGUGCAUGAGUAUAUUUCCUUUCUGUCGCCUACAUGUAUGGAUAUUUUAAUUAUUUGUCGAUUCCACUGAAAUCAGUCUGUUUGUUUUAUUCAACUCCUAUUGUUUUUUAUAAAGAUCCGUCUCAGCUUUUCUAUUUUUGUCUGCCUCAUUCAGCUGCAUACAUUUAGCAAAAAACAUGCUAUGUUAAAAGGAGUAGGUGGUUUCAAAAUAAAAGCCCUAUAGACCUUCAACCUUGUCUUAGAAGGUUUUUCUGCUUUAAACUUUUUUUGUGCUGCUGUACGGUUUAUUUUUUCCCAACUUUAAUAAAGAAAUGCAGAAAAAGAUACUUUUUUUUCUUCAUCCUGACAUCAUUUUCUCAGAUUUAGUUACACUAUUCCUUCACAAAAAAAGAUUUUACACAACAGCUGUAUUAGUUUAAUUCUAACCAUGGUGGUGAAAUUUUAAUAAAGCUUUUAUUUUUAUUAAUGCAUAUUUGUACCUUUCUUCACUUUAAUAGUCUUUUUUCAGCUGUUACCAUGAAUACAGUCAAGUUUUAAGUACUGCAGUUGUAGUUGCUUUGUAUGCAGAACCAUCAAAAGGAGCUGACCGCUGCACAUAUUUUGAUUACAUUUUAAAAUCAGGCAGAUCAUUGUUCAAAUCAUUUCGCUGCAGAAUGCAUCGCAGCGUAAAAUAACUGCAAUGUCUGAGUGACAAUAUUUUAUUGAAAUUUAUCAAAAUAAAACAGGUUACGGUAUUUUUA
Molecule: messenger RNA, 2373 nt
Organism: Cyprinodon variegatus (sheepshead minnow)
Lineage: Eukaryota; Metazoa; Chordata; Actinopteri; Cyprinodontiformes; Cyprinodontidae
Gene: grap2a
Product: growth factor receptor-bound protein 2-like
Exons: 8
Coding region: 379-1299 (306 amino acids)
Molecular function (GO): protein binding
Source: RefSeq, a predicted model, not a curated record